UCUCGAACAGGUGCGCGCUGGGCGAGAACACAACGAGAUUUGGAAUCCAUCUUCGAAGUUUAUGGGUGAAAUGUCAGUAUUUUAAUGCGAUUACCGAUGGCUUCUUACUAGGAUAAGGAUCUGGACAUUAACACAGGGUUAAACCUGAGUUAAAGACGUCAUGUCUGACUCGUUUGACGAGAUGGAAAAGCCCCCAGCCCCACCCGUCAGACACACAAGCACAAGAGAUACCCAUAACAUGGAACACAAGCCCCUCCCAAAGGAGCCAGACAGCAAAGAGGAGAGGAAGAAGGUCAAGACACCGAAGAGUAAGAUUUUAUGUAUCCCCCUACAGAUUUAUGGGGAUUCUCUUUCCCAUCCUUGUAACUGGAUAGGAAGAGAAAUAGAUCAUACAUACAUUAAUCUGAUAAUGUCUUCAUGGAAGCGAUCAAGUGGUGGCUCUGGUCAAGGUUCAAGGUCAAGUGGCUCUAGUCAAGGUUCAAGGUCAAGUGGUUCUGGUCAGGGGUCAAGGUCAAGUGGCUCAGGUCAGGGGUCAUGGCAGUCUGCCCUGACCAGUACUUUACGCAGGAUGAGUGGCGGACACAAGGGUAGUAAGGUAGCCAGACUCAAAGACAUGGAGAAACCAGUGAUUUCACCACCCUCUAACUUUGAACACACAGUCCAUGUUGGCUUUGAUUCCCACACCGGGGAGUUUACAGGCAUGCCUGAAUCAUGGGCAAAACUGCUGUCCAAUUCCAACAUAUCCAUCACAGAGCAGAAGAAAAACCCACAGGCUGUGUUGGAUGUCCUCAACUACUACGAGACCUCGACAAAGACAGAGGAGUCACGUCACAAGUACAUGACCAACAUCAAACCACCAAGUGCAGACUCUAUGCAUAAUGCCCUCUCAGAAAAACUCAACAUUGUUGUUUCUAUGCAGCCUCCUUCAAAACCAGAAAACUCGUCACCUCCCACACCAGAUGAUGUGGACGAGGAGGAAAAUGAUGCAGCUCCACCACCGAUAGCUACUCGACCAGACAAAACAAAAUCUAUAGCUCUCUACCUGAUUGCCACUAAUGGCAAGCCUGACAUCAAGGAGAAGAACAAACUAUCACCAGUCUUCCAGGACUUCCUUGAUAAGUGUCUGGAGGUCGAUGUGGACAAGAGAUGCUCAGCCUCCGAGCUACUCAAGCAUCCAUUUUUGCGGCUUGCUAAACCACUGGCAAACCUUCAGCCGUUGAUUCUGGCUGCCAAGGAAGCUCAGAAAGGACAUUAGGUCAACAUAGUUGCUGACCGAUGGAUUCUGACAGCAAGUCUAUGAUGACAUAGCUUUCUUUGUGGAGGAGGAAGGACGUUUGACCACAUAGCUAGCUUCAUCAUUGAAUCGCCAUGUUGACAUGGCGUGUGAGAUGCCAGUCUUCCGACAUUAGCUUAGUCCACGAAAGUGAUGUACUUACCCAGAAUCUGCAGCUUUGGUUGUUAACAAUACAAGCAACAUUGCUGAUUGUGGGAAUGGUGAUGUGUUCCUUCAUGUCUGUGGAAGAAUGUGCCCUUUUCAACAUAAGGCUGAUCUAUUAAUGGAACUAUGAACCCGCAAAGAACCAAUUAAUGCAUCUAUGAACCUACAUGGAAAGGAUUUAUUGAUGCUCUUGUGAAUUAUAUGGAAAUGUCCUCUUCAUUGAACUGUGAACCCACACAAAACGGUCUGAUUGAUUGAAUAGUCAAUCCAUACAAAAGGAAAUGAUUCUUUGUUCUGAACCUUAUUGGAAAGGACCAAUUCAUGAAAGUGUAAACCUACAUCAGACGAAAGCUCCUGUCACUUGACUGGAUUUUGUUGAAAAGCAUUCUAUUUCUACUCAAGUAUCUGUGAGGUUUAAAGUCUGAUAGGAAUAGUUCCUGGUAAUCAGUAGCUAGAUGUGUACAUUGAGGGAAUGUGUUUUUGAAAAAAAGAAGAAAUAGUGCUCGUGUAAUUUCGUUAUAACAGUAAAUAUAUAGUCUGUACUCUGUGUGGCUAUUAGAAUAUUUUCACCAGUAAAUAAUUAAAAAUGCAGAUCAUAUUUUGCCAUUAUAAUCUUUUUUAUUCUAUUAAACUUAAGGUGUAGUAAUGGUAGCCGGUUUCUGCUUUCACCUUGAAGUGUAAAAUGUAAGAUCUUCAUGCAGACAUUAAUAAAGUUGAAGUAAAAUUGCUUGAUCUGCUUCAACUGUUUCAAUGAUCAUUAUGCACAGGUAAUGUAUUAUCAUUAAAGGCAAUAGGAAAAAAUUUAGAAUAGAACAACAAGGAAAUCUUAGUAGAUAUGACUUACAGUAAAGUUGUUAUAAUUGUAUGGCAAUAUGCUGUUAAAAUGACCUUGCAUGUAAGAGUGAAGAAGCUUUAUUUAACGUCGCAUAUACAUGUAACAUAAUAACAUUAGCACUGUAGUGCUAUUCUUGCGACCAUGUAGUGGUUGCUCUGCUGAUUAUUAAUGAAAUAGCAAUAUCCUUCUGAAUUUUCUUUGUCAUGACUUGUCGAGCAUGCGUCAGUUUUAUUGUAUGGACCCAUUUUAUCAAGUUAAUAGUCAAACCAUGUUUAACAGAAAAGGCAUUGUUUUGUCUCUCCCAAGCCAACCCCAGGCAAUAACAGAAAUACUCAACAAACCAUAGUCUCUAUCAGACUACAGUCUAUGUACCCAGUACAGUAUUACAGCCAGCUGUGUACCAGGGAUCACAGCCUAUAUACCCAGUACAAUAUUACAGCCAGCUGUGUACCAGGGAUCACAGCCUAUGUACCCAGUACAGUAUUACAGCCAGCUGUGUACCAGGGAUCACAGUCUAUGUACCCAGUACAAUAUUACAGCCAGCUGUGUACCAGGGAUCACAGUCUAUGUACCCAGUACAAUAUUACAGCCAGCUGUGUACCAGGGAUCACAGUCUAUUUACCCAGUACAAUAUUACAGCCAGCUGUGUACCAGGGAUCACAGCCUAUAUACCCAGUACAAUAUUACAGCUAGCUGUGUACCAGGGAUCAAAGCCUAUAUACCCAGUACAUAAUUACAGCCAGCUCUGUACCAGGGAUCACAGAACUUUUACCUUACACUAUAACCAUAAGUCUACAAACACCGGAGACUCGAGCUCUCAUGGCGUUAGACAGAAACCAAAUUAACCCAACCUUGCUCUACACUGCUUAUUGCCUGAUAUUAUACUGUGGUUCUUACAUCAGUCAACUAGUUAAUGAGAGUUUAGCAUUUAUUAAAUAUGUACUGUCUCCAAAUGUUGCAGAAAUUAAACUUUUGAAAUAGAACCACUACAGAGAAGAAUUUACCAAUCAAAUUGAUUCAUUUGAUGAAUACCGUGUAUUUUCCAAGCAAUUGAUGUAUUAUUGGAGCCCAUUACUCGGAUGGAGAGACAGUGACUGGUGAACAAGGACAUUUUAUUUCUAUUUAACUAAUUGCAAAAACAUUCAAACCAAAUAUAACCCUAUUGAGUAUAAUGUUAACCCUUCACCACUGUAGACCAUAAUGAACUCAUCCAUAUCAAUGCAUGGUAGAGUCUACUAAAGUUACAUAGGGCUGACAGGGUUAAAUGAUACUAUGAUGCUGUAGGUAGUUAACAUAUUAUUGUCUGCUGAGCAGAUUCAUGCUACAUAUGUACUAUGUAAACAAUUAAUUAUUUGUAUACAAACAUGAGCAGAUUUGAUAAAAUCAUCUUUAUUGUAAUGCAUAAUAUGAAGAUAAAUAUUUAUAGCUUUUGGUACGAAAUUGAUGUAAUGCCUGUACAGAUAGUUGGUGGAAACCCAUGAUAUGCAAUGAAACCUUGUUAAUGUGGACUCAUAGGUCAUUUAAUGUUCAUUGGAGGCCAAGGUCUUCUUGAGACCAGCAGAGGUCAGGGUUAUGUAAGGUCAUUGAACCCAGGGGUUAUGUUAAGGAGUAGCAACAUAGUAUAUAUAUGAUCCAUUAAGUGUCUAGAUUUCUCAAGAUUGUAUGAGUGAACUAACAAGAUGGCAUUGAAUAUCAUAUUUGCAUAUUUCUGUGCCUUUGUUUUGCUACAUAUUUUAAAUAUAGCAGCCGAAAUUUUCAAGUUUUAUAAGUUUGCUCAAUUUACGAUUUCUUACUGAUAGCUCCUGUGUCACCGAUUUUCUCAGUCAUAUUUUGCAUGUUUUAAUCAAAAGAAUGAAAGUUGAUUGCAUUUGUGACCAUAUAUGUACUACAAAGGAUCUUCAUUAUCCAGAAAUCUGUUUUGUUUUAAAUCGUACAAGAUUUGUCAGUACCCCAUAAAAACGUGAAGAAACAUUUUAUUCUAGAUUCUGAAUAUAGAAGUCCCCUUGAGUCCACACUUACAAGUUAUUACCUUACAUCUGUAUAGCAGUACAUCUCUACAAUUGAAUACGAUUUUUCCAAAUGUAGCUUUAGGCCUGUUCUAGUUUAAACAAAUUCCAGCUUUAGGGAAAAUAAAAUCGAUUUUGUAGCAAGUUGGAUUUUAAGAGGUCAUUAGAUACAUAGUGUAUACAUUAUAUGAACCAUUCUUCUGUCUUUGAUAAUGGAGGAUAAUUUUAGAUGGAAAAGAUCUCAGAUGUUCCAUGAAAUUCAAAAGAUUAAAUUUGAAGUUAAUUAUGUGAUUUCUGGGAUUUAUCACUAAUAACAUAAUAAAAUGAAGAAAAAACAACGAAAAACUACACUAUUCCAGAAAAGUAAAAUCUAACAUAAAAUUUGAGUAACCAGUUCACAUUUCUGGUCAGCUGAUGAGUGAGAGAGGAUGAAGUUGAGUGUGAUUAUAACAGUAGCCAACACUACUGUUAUUUAACUAUCAACAGUUACCUAUAAUUAUCAACAACCACAGACUAUAUCUCUAGUUAUAUCUACAAACUGUUAUAAUAGUGCUAGCUGUGCGGGUCGUUCCUAAUACCUGUACCUUUAUUGAAUAGGAUCACUAAUAGUGCUGAUAGCUAUUACAUGGUGUUGGUUCCUCCCUUAAAUGUAGUGCACACUACACAUAUCUGUCGUCAUGCCAUUUGUGUUCUGGCUAUGGAUGUAACACAUUUUCUAUUUCAUAUGUAUUCUGAUACACUUGCAAAUUCAUAUUAUGUAUUUUAGAAUUAACCAAAUCUAAGUCUGCCACUUUGAAAAUAUGCCAGGUACACCCAGUAAUUUCUGUAGAAUUUAUGCAGGUGAGUCUGAACAUCUUUGUAAAAAGUUUGAUGAGUCCCCUAACUAAGAGAUCAUUUAGCUAGUGUCUUGCAAAACCUUAACAAUAUUAAGGUUGAAAUUCGUUUUACAUAUUUAAUUGUAUAUUUGAAAAUUACAACGUUAUUUAUGAUACUAACCAUAUAUGUCAAAAUCAGUGUCGAAUGCAAUUCAACAACAUAAAAUAAUGGCUCAGAAGGUCAGCAUGCAAUGAGAACAUUUAAGAUUCACCCUGCAAUAAACCAAGUGUCCACCUAAAAUCUUAAGCUGAUAAUUGGUAGCAAAAAUAGCCCAUGCUUACUUUUAAUGAAGUGUGUUUUAAAAUCUAUAAAGAAUUAUUGCCUACACCUGAUUGAUUGUGAACUGAACGGUUGUUCCUAAUUUUAUGCAGCCAUGGUUACACUAUGUAUAUUGUAUAAUGCUGCCCAUCCCAGCGUUCCUAAGGAGAUGUCUUCCACUUCUUAUUGCUUUGCUUAAGAUCGUAAUCGCGGCGAACUAUAUAUGGUGCUAUGUAUCACUGGUGUGUUAGGAUAUUUAGUACCCCAGUAUCACACUUCUCACUCCUUAUAACACUGUAAUACUUGGCCAAGUAACUGUCUGUUUUCUAGUGUAGAUAUAUGUUCCUCUAAAAUUGUUCUAGUAUGCGUACAUCUAUUUAAUUAUGUGGGUUCAAAAUUUUAAGUAAUUUAAGAUGUAAUGGUUUAUUUUCAGAAAAUAUUUGCUUGUUGAUAGGACUAGAUUUGCAGAAGCUACAGCGUAAUUAUAUUUAUUGGCAUGGAUUACUCAAAACAGACAGACAUGUAAUUGCUCAUAAUUAGGUUUUGGCAUACAUUUUUUUCUUCUGUAUUUAAUUAACUACCAUUUUGUUUAAGAUAAAAACAUGUUUAUUCCUGUCUGUGAGUGGUGUGAUGAUUCUGAUAUUUCGUAAGCGUAUUCCAGUUUUUCAUUAUGGACCUUUCCUUAUUGACAUAAUAAAUCACUUUUAAUUUCCGUCAAACAUCGCGACUGUAGGUAUAAUACACACUUUAUCGUUUGAUAAGAAAGAAGUGACAAAAAUAUUACAAACAACAAAAAUAUUACAAACUUAAAUUUGAAAUUGAAUUAUAAUUGUUUGGAUCGACUCACAGUAUCCUUUCCUCCUUUGAUAGGCCAGUUCUAAUUGAUGUGAUAAAUUGCAUUCAAAAGAAAUACAAUCAUCAAUUUCAAUCAGUGUUUCAAUCAAGUAAUAUCUGUCAGUUUCUGAUAUUGUUGAGAUUUACAAGAUUCUAAAAGGCAACUAUUGAAUGUGAUUUAGCUGGUUUGUGAUGCAUUUGAUGUUUAGUAUCCUGAUAUUUAGAGAGCUUGUGUACGUCGUUCAUGCUGUAUGUGUGCAAUUAGCUUCAUAUCUCAGCUUGCAUAUUCGCCGGUCCUGUUGUAUAAGAUGUGUGUAACUAUUAAUUCGAUAUCUCGGUGAUUCGUUUGUCAGGAGCAACUCGCCAUCCACCAAUGUUAGUGUGUUAUAUUCAUAUCAAAAUAUGCAUCCCACCCAUUCUUCCCCAUUGAUCAUACUGUUUGUCUAUUCAUUAAGGGCAUCAUGACACUAGGUCGGCUUGUCCAUACGAGAUUUCACCCCUAUAAGUAACACUGUUAUAUGAACAAUGUCCACUUACAUUAUGCAUCAUAAACUACUUUACUUUGUUAGAUGGAGAGUAUGCCAUCACUGAACUCUUGCUUCACAUGUACUAGUCAUUCUGUAGCCAAACAUUUGGUGUAGACUUACCAUACUGUAGCCAAACAUUCGGUGUAGACUUACCAUACUGUAGUUGUACCAGUGUAGCUUGUUUUUAUAAAGUCGAUGUAAACGACAUGGUUCAUAGUUAUAUGGACGAUAAAAAGAAUAAUAAAAAACAAUUAUUAAAAUUCAGAAAAAAAA
This is a messenger RNA of Mizuhopecten yessoensis (Yesso scallop), 7047 nucleotides long. Its product is annotated as serine/threonine-protein kinase PAK 2-like. NCBI's taxonomy places the organism in Eukaryota, Metazoa, Mollusca, Bivalvia, Pectinida, Pectinidae. Bases 161 to 1255 code for a protein of 364 amino acids. Gene Ontology annotation, molecular function: protein serine/threonine kinase activity. The record is from RefSeq and is a predicted model, not a curated record. The transcript is spliced from 11 exons.